Molecule: messenger RNA, 585 nt
Organism: Colletotrichum graminicola M1.001
Lineage: Eukaryota; Fungi; Ascomycota; Sordariomycetes; Glomerellales; Glomerellaceae
Product: CFEM domain-containing protein
Exons: 2
Coding region: 1-585 (194 amino acids)
Source: RefSeq, a predicted model, not a curated record
AUGAGGGACAUCAUCGGCAUCGCCACCGGCCUAGCGCUGCUUCUGGGCGGUGCCACGGCGGCAGACAACUGCGCAAGCGUUGCGGUUACCGCGAUCCCAUCAUGCGCCCAGAGCUGUUUUACGGAGGGCGCUUCAUUUGUGGGCUGCGACAGUCUCGACUUCUCUUGUCAAUGCGGGAAAGAAGCGGCUCUUUACGCUGCCAUUGAACCCUGCGUCGCGACGGGAUGCCCGGCCGCGUCAUUCCAGGCCGUCAUCAACGGAGCAUCAUCUGUAUGCGGUUGUGCCGGAGCAGGUCAGAUCGGCGGUCAAACUAUUUCUGGAUCAUUCGUCUCCGCGAUAUCGGGCUCUGGCAUCGGAUCAUCACCGGCGACGGCGUCAGCAACGCAUUCAGGAAGUGGCGGAUCACCCUUUCCUGCAUCGGCUACGCAAGGAGGCAGUGGAGGUGACGGAUGGAACCCUCCUCCUACUACCACUCCGUUCUCGACUUCGUCGCCCGUCAACGCUGCUGAACUCCAGUCAGGAUCCAAGCUCAAACUCCUGUACAGCAUCGUCGGAAUGGCGAUAGCUGUUGCCAUGUCAUCUUGA